This is a messenger RNA of Paramuricea clavata, 4585 nucleotides long. Lineage: Eukaryota; Metazoa; Cnidaria; Anthozoa; Malacalcyonacea; Plexauridae. The record is from the annotation of a GenBank genome assembly.
AUUUAGACAUGAUUUUAAUGGCUUCGCGUUCCUUCUUAUUACGUCUCAGCCAUUUCCUUCUUAAUGACUCUAAACUUCGAGAGGCUCGACGCUUGCUUCUACGUGAAUAUCUUCAAGAAUAUCUUGUUGUCGAGAUGAACAGCCAACCACGCUAUCUGCUUUGCCUUCGAAUUACCGCUUUUGGAAUAGCCUACCGUCAGCAAGCGGUGUUUCACUCGCACGGUAUGCAGAUAAGCACCGUUGAGGCGCAUCAGCCUGACUAAAUCUACUGACAGCAAACCCUUCAGCAUUGCAAUAUUUUAAUGUUCCUUUAAGAUCGCUUUAAGGAAAUCUAUAAAGAUGCAUUUUCAAACAUUUAAGUAAGACCUUAAAGCCUUAUUAAAGACAGAGUUGUUUUAAUGCACCUUUAAGAUCACUUUAAGGAAGCCUAAACAAGCAUUUUCAAACCUUUAAAGUUGAACAUUAAAGGUCCAGUAAAUUCUCUUUUAAUGAACUUUAAGAAACAUUUCAGAGAGACCUGAAAUGCGUCAAUACUUUGCUUUAAGUGCAGAAUUAAAUUCUCAUUAAAAGUUCAUUCUAUAAUUAAUGAUGCCAUAAAAGACACCUGAAAUGUUCCAAUUGUAUAACUUUAAGGUUGAUUUCAGUUCACUUAAAUCUCAAUUUUCGUCCUGUGGUUCGCUCCCCCCCCCCCAAAAAAAAAAAAAUGAAGGUCUGGCUACGCCACUGCAUAUUCACCCAGCUGACGCUCCAUGGAUGAACCAGAAGCUUAAAUCCCUAAUUUUUAAGAGACAAAAAGCUUUCAAUGCGCACGGUGUACAUUCCUCCCAAUUUAAAUAUUACCGAAAUUGUGUCAACAGAGAAAGAAAAGUCUUCAAGGCAAAAUACUACGAAUCCAACAUUAAACAACUUAAAGAGAAGUCCCAAGGAAAUGGUGGAAUCAGGUUAUCAUUUCUUCAAGUAUAAGGCUAUAGACGAACCGUUUGUUAGGAAAAUGCUUGAGUCGUUUUGUGUAGAUGAUUUGGUAUCCGGUGAGUGCACAACAGACAAGGCAUAUACGCUAUAUGAGAAGGCAAAGGAUAGGUUAGCUAGUGGUGGGUUCAAGCUUCGAUAGUGGUUAAGUUACGAUAAGUUCUUGUUAAAAAGAAUAGAGGUGAAGGAAGGCAUAGACAGUGUAGAAGGGGAAUCCGAUCACAUAAGCUAUGCCAAAUCUACUUUAGGUGUACAAGUAAAUCUGGUGAGCAUAAAGUAUUAGGACUUGCGCGGGUUAAUGAUAGGGACGCGAUUAAAUUUAGCUUUGAUGUGGUACAAAGGGCAGUUGAAUGGGUGGCAACUAGGCGAAAUGUACUUUGUCUACUUGCAGAUAUAUUUGACCCGUUAGGCCUGAUUAGUUCAAUACUGGUUGAAUUAAAGGUACUCUUUCAAGAGUUGUGUGUUGCCGGUUUGGGUUCGGAUGACGAAUUUCACGGUAUCUACAAACAAAAAUGGAACAGUUGUCUUGGACAAAUGGGUAAGGUUGGAGAAAUUUGCAUAAAUAGAUGUGUCAAGGUAAGUGGACGUGAGUUGGACGGUCAUUGGCAUCUCCAUGGGUUCUCAGAUGCAAGCAAGGCUGCAUACAGUGCUCUUGUUUAUUUUGUGUAUAAGAUCAGUGUAGGAACAGAGGUAAGUAUACUGGCAAGUAAACCUAGGGUUCCUCCUCUCAAAAAAUUAAGCAUACCACGAUUGGAACUAAUGGGAGCUUGGUUACUGGCGCAGUUGGUUGAUUCCAUUAAGCGAGCAAUGUGUAGCGAACAAGUUCUUGAGCGAGUUGGGUUGUGGACAGACAGUAUUACAGUUCUGUAUUGGCUUCAGAAUAAGGGGGAAUGGAAACAAUUUGUUAAGCAUUGUGUUGAUGAAAUUUUGCGAUUGACUAAGGGUAUGGUUUGGAGGCAUUGUCCGGGACUUGACAACCCGGCUGACAUAGGUUCGCGGGGAUGCAAGGCUUUUGAGUUGAAGGAAUGUGAUAAGUGGUGGAAUGGUCCAUAAUGUUUAGGUAAGUCUGAAGAAGAAUGGCCAAGAUUCGAUGAUGACGAGGACUGGGGCGAGGUAGAUGUUGGGGCGAGAUUUCUGUAUUUGAGUACAAAACUGAAACAUUUCAGGAAUCAUCGGCACAGGGAGUAUUUGAGCGAUUUACGGGAGCAUCACGAUGGCAAGGGCAACAAGAACAAUGCCAGGACAGUUAAGGUAGGUGAGGUGGAGAUUGUCUCCGAAGAAGGUAAGAAGCGUGGUCAGUGGCGUACCGGUAUUGUUGAGAAGUUAAUGGUUGGUCGUGAAAGGGUUGUGCGUAGAGCGAAGAUAAGGACGAUCAAAGACGGGAAACCUAGUAGAUUGCACAGACCAUUACAAAGGUUAGUACCAUUAGAAAUCAGUUUAGAUCAGGAAACAAAAAUGAAAUGGAAGGAUGAAACCGAGGAGAUUAGGAAGACAUGAAGAGUGAGAAAGCAGCGGCGAUUGAUGCAGGAUGGAAAGAUAAAUUAAUGUUGACUCCGGAUUAUAAUUUCUAAUAAAAUGUAAUAGAUUGUUGUGUUUCGUUGGGACAUAUUUUAUGUAAGAACAAUAUAAUUUAACUAUGACGUAAUACGAGAGCACGAGGGAGAAGGUAAGGAGUCGGAAAGUAGACAGUUUGCUUGGAAGGAUUAUAUGUUGAAGUGUACAUAUAAAAUGAAAAAUAUCAUUAUUGUACCGAUUGUAAGCAAGAAUAAAUAGAAAAUACAACUUUUGUGUGUAUUAUCGAACUCUUGCAACAAUUGUCGUUUUCUUAUAAAACAUUUAUUGCUGGAAUUUUAAGACGUAAAUACAUUUGAUAUACUGUUUUCGUCAAUCUUGUAAUAAUUUUUGGACAACUAUAUUUAUUUUGAUGUCAUAAAAUCACUUCCAACAAUUGUUUGGUGAUAAAAUAAUUCUUUUCAAUGAUUUUUUUAAACUCUUUUAUUUUAUAUCCGACAACAAUCACGCGUACGACAUCGCGUAUAUAUAGAAUAUUUUCGGAGAUAUACGAGCCAAGGAAGUGGGAUAGUUUCGCUUCACAAUGUUUUAAGGGAGGCUCCCCACAAUUUUCCAAUAAAAUGGUUAAUCAAAUAAUUCUUGGAACAACCACCAUCUACGUCUUUGUGUAAGUAUAUAAUUUUUUUGAAAUAUAAAAGCCAAGGAAAUAGGAGAUUUCGACAUCGGAUUGUUUUAAUGGCAGUUCCCCACAAUCUUUAUGGGUAAUCAAAAUAAUUCUUUGCAAUAAUUUUUUUUAUAUUCUUCUAUUUUAUAGCCCCUACCCCACCAGCAUCUACAUCUUUGUGUAAGUAUAGAAUUUUUUUUGAAAUGUAAAAACCAAGGAAAUAGGAGAUUUCGACAUCGGAAUGUUUUAAUGGCAGUUCCCCACAAUCUUUAUGGGUAAUCAAAAUAAUUCUUUGCAAUAAUUUUUUUUAUAUUCUUCUAUUUUAUAGCCCCUACCACACCAGCAUCUACAUCUUUGUGUAAGUAUAGAAUUUUUUUUGAAAUGUAAAAACCAAGGAAAUAGGAGAUUUCGACAUCGGAAUGUUUUAAUGGCAGUUCCCCACAAUCUUUAUGGGUAAUCAAAAUAAUUCUUUGCAAUAAUUUUUUUUAUAUUCUUCUAUUUUAUAGCCCCUACCCCACCAGCAUCUACAUCUUUGUGUAAGUAUAGAAUUUUUUUUGAAAUGUAAAAACCAAGGAAAUAGGAGAUUUCGACAUCGGAAUGUUUUAAUGGCAGUUCCCCACAAUCUUUAUGGGUAAUCAAAAUAAUUCUUUGCAAUAAUUUUUUUUAUAUUCUUCUAUUUUAUAGCCCCUACCACACCAGCAUCUACAUCUUUGGGUAAGUAUAGAAUAUCUUAUGAGAUAUAAAGCCAUGGAAAUGGGAGAGUUUCCCUUCAGAAUGUUCUAAAGGCGGCUCCCUACAAUUUUCCAAUAUUUGCAUAGGUAACCAAAAUAAUUAUUUGCAAUAAUUCUUUAUAUUCGUUUAUUUUAUAGCGACCACAUUAGCAACAGCGUCUCCGAGUGAGUAGAAUAUUUUAUGAGAAUUAAAAGCCAAGGAAAUGUGAGAGUUUCCCUUCGGUAUGUUUGAAAGGCGGCUCGUAUAAUUUUCUAGGAACUUAUAGGUAAUCAAAAUAAUUCUUCUUAAUAACGUUUUAAUAUUGUUUUAUUUUAUAGCGACCUCACCAGCAACAACGUCUCCGAGUGAGUAUAGAAAUUUUAUUCGAAAUAAAUGCCAAGGAAAUGUGAGAGUUUCCCUUCGGAAUGUUUUAAAGGCGGCUCGUAUAAUUUUUUAGGAACUAGGUAAUCAAAAAAAUUCUUCUUAAAAUUAAUAACGUUUUAAUAUUAUUUUAUUUUAUAGCGACCUCACCAGCAAUGUCUUCUCCGAGUGAGUAUAGAAUAUUUGAUGAGAAAAAAAAUGCCAAGGAAAUGUGAGAGUUUCCGAACUGUUCUAAUGGCGGCACCUUGCAAUUUUCUAAUAACUAGGUAAUCAAAUUAAUUCUUUUCAAUAACGUUUUAUAUUCUUUUAUUUUAUAGCGAUCUCACCAGCGACAACGCCGUCGAGUAA